Cladocopium goreaui is the source of this 2589-nucleotide messenger RNA. The record is from the annotation of a GenBank genome assembly. Lineage: Eukaryota; Dinophyceae; Suessiales; Symbiodiniaceae.
AUGGACAUGGAACGACGUUGGGAGAUGAUCGUUGAGGAGAAGAGCGCUUUGCUGGAGGAUGCCACGGAGGAGAAGCAAAGACUGGAGGUGGCGCUGGUGGACGUCUUGGUCAACGCUUUCGGAAAUUGGCCAGCGGCCAGAGGACCCUUCUCCAACAUUCCCCAGGCUUCGCUGUGUGACUUGGAGAUUUUGUUGGAUCGAGAUCAAGAGAAGGUCAUCGAACGGCUUCAAGAGGAGUGCCGAGAGGUGAAGGCAGGAGAGAAAAACCAACUGCUGGAGCAGAUGUCCUUGCUGCAAUGCGAGGCACCGUGGCGUGCUGUUGAGCGAAACUCACCUAUUUUGAUGGGCAAAUUUGCCACUGACCGCGCUGGCCGCUGCGGGGUGGUGGAGAAGAAAACCCUUGAGAAAAGGAUCGAAGAAGACGUGAAGGUCAUCGGGGAGCUUCAAGAGGAGUGCCGAGAGGUGAAGGGAGAGAAAACCCAACUGCUGGAGCAGAUGUCCUUGCUGCGCGGCGAGGCUGACGAGAAAUUGAAGCACGUGGAGGUGGAGAAGAAAACCCUUGAGAAAAGGAUCGAAGAAGACGUGAAGGUCAUCGGAGAGCUUCAAGAGGAGUGCCGAGAGGUGAAGGGAGAGAAAAACCAACUGCUGGAUCAGAUGUCCUUGCUGCAAUGCGAGGCUGAUGAGAAAUUGAAGCACGUGGAGGUGGAGAAGAAAACCCUUGAGAAAAGGAUCGAAGAAGACGUGAAGGUCAUCGGAGAGCUUCAAGAGGAGUGCCGAGAGGUGAAGGGAGAGAAAAACCAAUUGCUGGAGCAGAUGUCCUUGCUGCGCGGCGAGGCUGACGAGAAAUUGAAGCACGUGGAGGUGGAGAAGAACACCCUUGAGAAAAGGAUCGAAGAAGACGUGAAGGUCAUCGGAGAGCUUCAAGAGGAGUGCCGAGAGGUGAAGGGAGAGAAAAACAAACUGCUGGAGCAGAUGUCCUUGCUGCCCCGCGAGGCUGACGAGAAAUUGAAGCACUUGGAGGUGGAGAAGAAAACCCUUGAGAAAAGGAUCGAAGAAGACGUGAAGGAACAGGCUGUGCUGAAGGCGGAGAAAAGCACAUUGGAGGGCCAGAUGCGUUCGGCCAAAGAAGAGGCUGAUCGAAAAGUCAAGCGCUUGAAGUCUGAACUUGAGUCGGAGAAGGUAGCAAAGGCUACCCUGGAGAAACAGCUUGAAGAAGACUUGCAGAAGGUACAGGCUGAAUUGAAGAACAAGGACCUGACAGCACUGGAGGAGGUAAAACUUCUGAAGGCGGAAAAAAGCAAACUCGAGGGCAAGAUGCGGUCAGCCCAGAACGAGGCUGAUGACAAAGUCAAACGAUUGAGCGCAGAACUUGAGUCGGAGAAGGUAGCAAAGGCUACCCUGGAGAAGCAGCUUGUGGAAGACUUACAGAAGGUACAGGCUGAAUUGAAGAACAAGAACCUGACAUCACUGGAGGAGGUAAGAGUUCUGAAGGCAGAGAAAAGCAAACUGGAGAGUGAGACGCAGGCUGCCCAGAAAGAGGCUGACGACAAAGUCAAGCGAUUGAACGCCGAACUUGAGUCGGAGAAGGUAGCAAAGGCUACCCUGGAAAAACAGCUUGAAGAAGACUCGCUGAAGGUACAGGCUGAAUUGAAGAACAAGGACCUGACAGCACUGGAGGAGGUAAAACUUAUGAAGGCGGAAAACAGCAAACUCGAGGGCAAGAUGCGGUCAGCCCAGAACGAGGCUGAUGACAAAGUCAAACGAUUGAGCGCAGAACUUGAGUCGGAGAAGGUAGCAAAGGCUACCCUGGAGAAGCAGCUUGGGGAAGACUUGCAGAAGGUACAGGCUCAAUUGAAGAACAAGAACCUGACAGCACUGGAGGAGGUAAAACUUCUGAAGGCGGAAAAAAGCAAACUCGAGGGCAAGAUGCGGUCAGCCCAGAACGAGGCUGAUGACAAAGUCAAACGAUUGAGCGCAGAACUUGAGUCGGAGAAGGUAGCAAAGGCUAACCUGGAGAAGCAGCUUGGAGAAGACUUGCAGAAGGUACAGGCUCAAUUGAAGAACAAGAACCUGACAGCACUGGAGGAGGUAAAACUUCUGAAGGCGGAAAAAAGCAAACUCGAGGGCAAGAUGCGGUCAGCCCAGAACGAGGCUGAUGACGAACUGAAGCGAUUGAGUACCAAAUUGGAGUCGGAGAAGGAGAAAACGUUGGACACGAAGCGUCGAGCACACUUGGUGUGGAUGCCCAUGCGGAACCUCGAUUCCUCGAGUCCGGGAGAAGACGCUGCGUCGUUGUCGGACGCCGAAGUGGAUGCGCUGCAUCUAGCGCACCACGACAAGCCGCGAGACGUGCUGGGCUGUCACAGGCUGAAGCGUGACUCACGUGAAGCCGACAGCGAUCUCUUCGUGUUCCGAGUCUGGCACCAAUCCUUGGAGAAGGAGUGGGAGGCGGAGGAAGGUGAUGUACAGUUGCUGCUGGAGGGGUUGGAGCGCCUUGGCUAUUCCUUGGUUGGGGCUCGCGAAAGUCAGAGCGCAGUGAGUCAAUCACCCACCACGUCGGAGUCAGUCACCCUCCGCCCCCGCACUUAG